Messenger RNA from Neltuma alba, 2681 nucleotides. Its product is annotated as receptor-like protein kinase FERONIA. Gene Ontology annotation, molecular function: ATP binding; transmembrane receptor protein tyrosine kinase activity. Lineage: Eukaryota; Viridiplantae; Streptophyta; Magnoliopsida; Fabales; Fabaceae. The transcript has a single exon. The record is from RefSeq and is a predicted model, not a curated record. Gene Ontology annotation, biological process: protein phosphorylation. The coding region runs from base 90 to 2678 and encodes 862 amino acids.
CCCCCCCCCAAUCAUUCAUCCAAUUGACAUAGAAAUUAAAGCUCCUCUUUUCUAGCUAGCAACUCCUCAACUCUGCAAUCGCAACAACCAUGGUGUUGAGCUUGAGAAAGAUUGAAGAACCAAGCGUCUUCUUCUCUCUGGUCAUCUUCUUGUUUCACUCUCAACAUCUCUUCACCAUUCCGGUCACUUCCUUCGCUCCUGCAGAGAGGUUUUCCAUUAACUGUGGCUCCCCAUCAGGCAAUUCAUACACUACUUCAGGUGGCAGAAAAUGGCAACCAGAUGACAAUUCCAAACUAGUUUCCCUCGGUCAAAACAGCCGGACCUCAAUCGCUCAGGUUUCUCCUCCACCGGAGCAAGUUCCUUAUGCCACGGCUCGCCUGUCUCGUUCUGAAUUCACCUACUCCUUUGAGGUCCCCGAAGGCCAAAAGUUUGUUCGCCUCUUCUUUUACCCAGCUGCAUAUGACAAUUUUGAUCGUUCCAAUGCUCUCUUCUCCGUUAAAGCAGGCCACCACACCCUUCUUAAGGACUUCAACGCUUCACUCACUGCUGAUAACGACGAUGAUCCUGGGCAAAAAGUGUUCAGAGAGUACUGUGUUAACGUGGAACCUGGUCACAGGCUGAACAUCACGUUCACUCCAAGUAGCACCAACCAUCCAGACGCCUACGCGUUUAUUAAUGGGAUUGAGGUUGUGGCCAUACCGACCAAUCUUUAUUACAAAAAAGCUGGUGACCCAGCGUUGCAGCUGGUUAAUGACGAGAAUAAUCGGAUUCGAGUUGAUAACAACACUGCUCUGGAGAUGGUGUACAGAAUCAAUGUCGGAAAGGAUGAGAUUCCAGCUGAGCAAGACACUACUGGUUUGCUUCGAGACUGGCAUGGCGUAACUGGCUAUGGCUAUGCGGUGAUGCAAACCUUGCAAGAUCUAGAAGAUAAUGAUUUUGAUGCAGAGCCGAGGUACCCAAAAGAUCUUCUCAAAGACGCAGCACCUAAGGAUGUCUAUUUAACUGCAAAGACCUCUAAAGAUACAAUGACUUGGGAGUUUAAAGUGGACUCCAUGUUUGCUUAUAUGAUCAGACUGCACUUCUGUGAGUUGGACCCGAGAGUCCAGAAGGGAGAAAGAGUUUUUCAGAUACUCAUAGCUGACACUCUGGCUGAGCCUCAGAUCGAUGUGCUUGGUUUGCGGGAAGACAGCCGAGUUCCUCUUUAUAGGGACUAUGCUGUUUCGUUGAAGCAAGGAAACUUGAAGAGUAGUCAGAACAUUUCAAUCAAGUUGCAGAGGCUCUCAAAAAGCAAGUACGAUGUCCUAUUGAAUGGAAUUGAAGUUUUCAAGAUCAGUGAUCCUAGUGACAAACCCAACCCAGGCCCAACAUCUUCACCAACCAAACCAUCAAAACUCUCGAAGAAAAAAACAGAAACUCCCAUGGUGAUUGCCUCAGCGUGUGCAGCUUUAGGUGUUAUUAUUGCACUAUCUGUCAUCUGUUUCUUUGUAUGUCGGCGAAGGACCAGAAAUUCAGGGGACGGGACAGCUGAGAAAUCAUUAGAUUUGUGCCGUAACUUUUCCAUCGCAGAGAUCAGAGCUGCUACCGACAACUUCGAUGGUAAUUCAAUAAUUGGUCAGGGAGGAUUUGGUGUAGUCUAUAAAGGACACAUUAACAACGGGAAGACAUCAACACCCGUAGCCAUCAAACGGCUUAAAGCAGAAUCAGACCAAGGGGCCGAUGAGUUCGAGACAGAGAUCAAGAUGCUGUCCCAGUUUCGCCAUCCUUACUUGGUUGAUCUUAUUGGCUACUGCAACGAUGACAAGGAGAUGAUCCUGGUUUAUGAAUUCAUGGCCCGCGGCACCCUCAGAGAUCAUCUUAACGAACCGGCUAACCAGCCACUUUCAUGGAAGCAAAGGCUGGAGAUCUGCAUCGGAGCAGCAAAUGCACUGCUCUAUCUUCACACCAACACUGGUGAGAACAAGCGAAGUGUGAUCCACCGUGAUGUGAAGAGUGCAAACAUUUUGUUAGACGAGAAUUGGAAAGCAAAGGUUUCAGAUUUCGGAUUGUCCAGGAUUGGGCCGAAUGGCUUGUCCAGGUCACAUGUGACCACACUCGUCAAAGGCAGCGUCGGGUACAUAGACCCAGAAUACUACGAGAGUCAACAGCUGACCACAAAAUCUGAUGUUUACUCUUUUGGUGUGGUUUUACUUGAGGCUUUGUGCGGAAAGCCACAUAUAUUUCGAAACGAGGAGAAGCACCAGGUACACCUGGUGGAGUGGGUUAAGAAAUGCUAUGAAAAAGGGGAGAUCGGCGAGGUCGUUGAUCCAUUUUUGAAGGGGGUCAUAACACCCCAGUGUUUGAACAGGUUCGUUCAAAUAGCAUUGGCUUGUCUGCGUGAUAAUGGGAAGCUUCGGCCGCCCAUGAGAGAUGUUGUGAGGGGCUUAGAGUCCACGUUGAGGAUGCAGGGGAGCAUGGAGGUUGAGAUCCUGAGAGAUGAUGGAAAGGCAAACAAAGAGAACAGACCAACAGUGACCCAAUUUAGAAAAGAUGAAGAAAGUGGAGUACAGUUCUCGACUUCAAGUGGAUCCACCACAACUGAAUCCAAGUGCAGCAGUAAGGUCACCGUCACCAGUAGUGAGGAGGAGCAAGCCUUGGUUCCUACAGUGUUCUCUGAGCUUGCGCAUCCAACAGCACGCUAACAU